AUGGUUACUGUAGACAAAUUGAAGAGCCUCUCAAAUGGAAUAGACCUUGAACAUGUUAUACAAGAGUUGGUGGAGCAGGACAUUGACAUGGACAUGUCGUUUGUCAUCCUACAGCGCAUCGUAGCGGUAUAUCCAUCUCUAAGCCAAUCGGGUAAGGCUCUACUAAGAAGGAUAUGCGCUAAAUCUUUGCUAUUUAUGUCUCAACUGAUUGAAUUUAUUAGAGUUCUUGGAGAGAAACCUGAAGCUAGAAUAUACAAGGAAUAUCUUAUAGCGACGCUGAGUAAUGAACAUAAUGCUUACAGUUGUCAUAGAUGCUCACUUUGGAAGUCUGAAAUUGCUGAAGUUGACAGGCUAUAUUUUGGUAGCAAGAUAUUUAAUGUCAUUGGUGAGCAGGUAAGCGCGGAUGAAUAUCUACGGAUACUUGCUGCUCAAUUGGAGUAUUGGUUUGACAACUAUGAUAAUUGGAAUGAUGUUACAAUUGCUGGCACACUUGUAAAAAUAUUCCAGUUCCACAGUAUUCGCUCCUUGGAUAUUAUAAUUGGGGAUCUAAUACUUAAAAACGAGGCCAAUUGGAGGGUUUUUGUUGCGAUAUGCAAUGCUCAUGUAGGAAUACAACAAAAACGGGUAGUCAACCGUUUUCUUUUGGGCUAUAUGGAUACAUUAGCAAGCGCUGACAACCUGCAAACUGUUUACAAUAUGUUGCGAGCAUUCAACUACAGACUUUUUGAUUUUUUCGAGCUUCACAAGCUGAAGUCUAUCUUUCUCAAGUACGCUCUGUCUGCUUCGUUGCCAAUCGAAGCUAAAAAACAGCUGCUAGAGGUAAUUUUAGGCAAAUUUGGAACCCCAAAUAUGAACUAUGAUAGAGAAGUAUGCGAGUUAAUAGUGAUGUUGGUAAAAUAUAUGCCCGCUUAUGAAUUGGCAAGCUUUGCGCAUGAUUCUAAGUUUUUGAAUACGGUUACUAUGCGUUUGUCAUCAGAGGUUAGUGAGGUACGUGAAGCGACCAUGUUUAUUGCAAAGCUGUUCCUGGGUGAUGAUUUAAAAUACGAAAGUAGCUACACAAUAAAUGUACCAGAUCAGAAGCUUGAAGCUAACAGUGUGAUCGAUUUUCAAAAGCUGCAAACUAACAGUAUAACUCAAGAAGUUGAGCCAAAGAAACUGAUCUUGAGGGAUAUUUCAAAGUUAUCCGUACAGGAAGUGGACGCGGAUGACGAUUCCGAUGAUGAAUUCAGGGAAAUUGUGUUCCUUAAGGAACUGGUUAAUGAAUUCGAAAAUAUCGAUACUAGUAAAUAUAAUCAUUUGCAACUUUUGCAAAAAACGGUGACAUUGGUACGUCAAAAAAAGGACUUUGUGAGUGAGGUCAGAUUUUACUUUAAGCCGCUUCUGAAUAGCAUUGCUAUUCUUACAAAUCCAAUGGAAGUAGAGGGCUUCGAAGAAUGGAGAAUUAAUGCCCUUGUUAGUUUAAUAGUGGUAGUUCCCGAAGAAAUAAUCAAAGUAUUUGAAACUCUAUUUCAAGGAGAUCUCUCGCUUCAGCAGAGAUUGUCCAUUUUAUCAGCAUUGUCAUUGGCAUCUAGAGAAUUACGAGGCAUCGAUGAUUCCUACGUAAAAAAACCCAAAUUUGAUUUCCCAACUAAAAGGCUUCCUUGGGAUGCUGCUCCUAAACAAAAGGCAAUAAUGGAAAGCUCUGCAGAAAACAAUGAGCUUCAUAUAUCUGAUGGACAACUAAUCUGGAGGUCUCGUAAGUUGGAUAGUGGAUCUCAAUCGAACAAUCGGCAAAAUAACUUCCGAAAACAUGCUACCAAAUUUUUUUAUCCACUAGCACAAGGAUGGCUAAAUGGUAUUGAUCUGGGCACAUUUGACGCUUUAUUUAAGAAGCACUACUUAAGAACCUUGAGGAUUAUCUUUUCAGCCGCUUACCCACACCAUGAACAUGAUUCGAUGGCUCUUACAAUGGAGAAGAUUCUAAUGGAUGCAGAAAAACAAGGGAUUCCGAUUGAGAGCGUUGAAUCAUAUUGA
This is a messenger RNA of Eremothecium sinecaudum, 2013 nucleotides long. RefSeq names its product Tel2p (gene TEL2). Gene Ontology annotation, molecular function: Hsp90 protein binding; telomeric repeat DNA binding. Gene Ontology annotation, biological process: telomere maintenance via telomerase; protein stabilization. Bases 1 to 2013 code for a protein of 670 amino acids. Gene Ontology annotation, cellular component: cytosol. NCBI's taxonomy places the organism in Eukaryota, Fungi, Ascomycota, Saccharomycetes, Saccharomycetales, Saccharomycetaceae. The transcript has a single exon. The record is from RefSeq and is a predicted model, not a curated record.